UCUACCUAUCCCAUACAGGAAUGUUAUUACCGCAUUUCGAAUGAAGGCUUUCUGUAGGACAUCACGCCGCGCAUGUGCAGUUAGAUUUCCGUUCAACGACCAACAGUUUCGGCUAGUGGCAGAUAUUUCAUUUCGUAGUCGUGUGUCAGCUAAUCACCCAAAAUGUCGAGCAGAAAGACCAAGGCCAAGACCACCAAGAAAAGGGCCCAGCGCGCCACUUCCAAUGUCUUUGCUAUGUUUGACCAAGCCCAGAUCCAGGAGUUCAAAGAAGCUUUUAAUAUGAUCGACCAAAACCGAGAUGGUUUUAUUGACAAGGAAGAUUUACACGAUAUGCUUGCAUCAAUGGGUAAAAGUCCAACAGAAGCUUACCUUGAUGAAAUGAUGAAUGCUGCUCCUGGACCAAUUAACUUCACAAUGUUUCUCACAAUGUUUGGAGAGAAACUGAAUGGAACAGACCCUGAAGAUGUCAUAAAAAAUGCAUUUGCUUGUUUCGACGAGGACAGUACAGGUCUCAUUCCGGAGGAGAGGUUAAGGGAGCUGUUGACCACCAUGGGGGAUAGGUUUAAUGAUGAAGAUGUUGAUGAAAUGUUUCGGGAUGCACCCAUCAAGAGGGGUAACUUUGACUACAUAGAGUUCACACGGAUUUUGAAAUACGGGAAAAAGGAAAACGAUGAAUGAACUUCUGGUGCUAUUUACCUUUGGAACAACACCUUUUAAAACACUCGGAAAACAAGAGGGGCAUUGACAAUACUUUAGGCUUGUCCUCAGUGGACUGAUAGAAAGCACAGGUGUACCUUCUUUGUCCUUAGCUCAUAAAGGAAGAUACUGGACUUCAUAAUCCCCAUAUUAUGAUUAUUUGUCUAUCUUAUGAUUGUAUACGUAGAUAGAAUGUAUGAGGCUUUCACUUUGCCUUUGUCAAUCAAAACUAUUGUAGUCUUUAUCUUUACUCCUGACCCCUGAUGAAGCAGAGAUAUUGGGUGUGAUGUAGCUUGUGUUGCUGCAACUGAAUCAGUUCUCGCAUGACUAUUUCACAUGUAGCCUUUAUUCUCUGCUUCUUCAGAGAAAUAUAUAUUUGUGUUCGUUCUAAUCCCAGUUAGUUCAUUUACACUCUGUUCCGUCAUGUCUCAUUCUAUGCUUCAUCCGUCAUGAAGAUCUGUUGUGUACCAAUUGUUCAAGACUGCCUGUCAUCCUACCCAGCCCUGUAACUAGAGAACAGAAUAGUCCGACAAUACCAGGUUAUGACUGAGGGUGACAUGGUUAGAUGGGUAUGAUGAUUUCGUGGUAACUGUACCGGAUAUGGUUAUACCUUUAUUUUUUGUGAAUCACUCCUGCAUGUUGGUACAUCUCUCUCUCUCUCUCUCUCUCUCUGUCUUGCUGAUCUUUGUUUGUACCUAUCAUGAAGUCAUAUCACUAGAGGUUAAGAUUACCAACACUAUUGGACUCUGAUACUCGUAUUAACAAGUACUACGCAGUUCUGGAACAGGAUGACUUUUUCUUACUUAAUAAUGUGAACUUCAUAUAAUUCAUUUCAAAGUUUCGAAAACACGCCUGCUUGAUUUCAAUGCAUAUUCUUUAGAGAAUUUCAACUAUCAUUGCCUGAAGUAGUGAAAGCUAUGCAGUGUUAUUCUGGUCUCUCUAUUCUUUAAUUCCCAGUGUCAUUUGAUUCAUAAUUAUGAAUGGUGCCUCAGCCUGAUUUGAUUCCCUUCAUCUUUCAAGUUUCUUUUGUUGAAAUUGAAAUUGUCAAGUUUUUAAUGCAAACAUUCCAUGUUGAAGUAAUUUUUCCACACUGAGGUAAUAAUUACCUGUAAGUGCUUCAUUUUCUGAUGUUGAAUCAAUUUGUUGACUGGUUUUCGGGAUCAUGUGCAUAUGCUCUGUGAUUUGUUUUAAGUACAACCCUUUGAGGGACCAACUGCUUUGAUUACAAGAUGCAUUUUUUCUGAACAAAACAUUGUUGCACAUCAUAUGGUAUUCCAUAUAUUACCAUUUUAUAUUUACUGAAUAAAAUUUUGCUUAACAAAA
This is a messenger RNA of Haliotis rufescens (red abalone), 2019 nucleotides long. Its product is annotated as myosin regulatory light chain 12B-like. Gene Ontology annotation, molecular function: calcium ion binding. The transcript is spliced from 5 exons. Bases 163 to 678 code for a protein of 171 amino acids. The record is from RefSeq and is a predicted model, not a curated record. NCBI's taxonomy places the organism in Eukaryota, Metazoa, Mollusca, Gastropoda, Lepetellida, Haliotidae. Gene Ontology annotation, cellular component: cytoplasm.